Sycon ciliatum is the source of this 2687-nucleotide messenger RNA. RefSeq names its product angiopoietin-related protein 7-like. The transcript is spliced from 7 exons. Lineage: Eukaryota; Metazoa; Porifera; Calcarea; Leucosolenida; Sycettidae. The record is from RefSeq and is a predicted model, not a curated record. Gene Ontology annotation, molecular function: calcium ion binding. The coding region runs from base 546 to 2108 and encodes 520 amino acids.
UCCACAUCCUCCAGUUCAGUAUCACCAGGAUGACUCGGGCUGCUGCUGUGCACGGCCUUGCUUCGCGACGGGCGAUCUCCAAAAACGAGAUACGAUCUCACCCCAUGCCCUGGCUGCUACGUCUAGCUGUACGAUAGGCUCUCAGUCGUACAAUGCCGUCAAUGGCGCGGCUGCUACGUCUAGCUGCCGACUGUACCGGCGGCAUUCGCUGUGUCUUUUCGCUGGCACACGACACCUAACCUUGCACCUCCAUGGUGCCCGCAACACGAUCAUGGUGUUCGAUCCGUCCACCUCCUGUGGUCAAGAAAACAGCACUGAUGGUGAUAUUCAUAGGUACAGGACAACAGGUUUCACUUUUACUUUCAGUUUCCUAUGAACUCUCUUGGCUGAAAUUGUCUUUGCCCCUCGCUCUCGGGUCCAACACAUAAUCAGUCUAUCCUCUGAUCGGUCUGAAGUGUUCACGGGCGAUAUUCGGUAACACCUCCACGCAUCGCGCUGCGGUGAGAACACCUAAUUCUCCUGGUGGCUGUGACGGAUUUACGACAAUGGUGUUCAUGACAUCGAGGACGAUGAGAUCCGUGGCUGUGAUUUUCAUCUCGUCGUGGAUGCCGUGUAGUUUGGCCGUGAUCGGCUCCAUGCCGGGCUUUGACCGAGUGGAGCAGGCACAGGGAUCUACCGUUAGUGCCGUUGGAAAUCCACACAGCAAUGCGUCCUGCAUGGCCAAAUGGCUGCAGGUGUUCGACCCGCGCGUGUCGCAGGGUCGCAUCCAGGACAUCGAGCAGUUCCUGGCCACGUACAUGGGCGAAACGGUGGACGAGAUGCACGCCAGCACCACGAAUCUAGGUACAAUCGCACUGAUCCUGGGAGGCGACAACAGGGCACAGCUGUUUCUACAGUGCAUUCAGAAAAGACUGCCUCGUUGUGCCCAGAACGCACCCUGCCAUUACGAUGGGCAAUGCGUUCACAAGCCCAACGGUGUCGGAACGUAUCGCUGCAGCUGUCAGGAAGGCUACAGUGGCACGUUUUGCGAAAAACCUCAGGGAUGUGCUGGUAAUCCUUGCCUGAACGGAGCUACUUGCAUCCAGAAGACAAUAGCGGAGUAUGUCUGUGUGUGCCCAUCAUUCUACGAGGGAGCUCACUGCGAAACACAGUGGUUCAGCCAUGCUGUACUGGAUCGCCUGUGGAAGGGUAUCAGAGAGCUGACUGCCUCGCUGCGCCAGCAGUCGCAGGUCCACGAGAGCUCUCGCGGUGCCCUGGUCCGCAUCAACGGCGACGUGAAUAGUCUGCGUGGAAGCCUCGUGUCCAAGGUCGAGAACGUGCAGAAAGAGUUUCGAGAGACCAAGGAUGGUCUACUUUACAGGAUUUCGGGUCUGGCCAGCUCUCAACGUGUGCUAGAGUACGUCAAUCGCCUGCAGAACAAGGUGGAUGGAUUUCAAGGCUGUUACAGGAUCGACCAUAGUCGUGGCGUGGGCUCAUCUCGUGUCUACACGGUGCGUAGCAAGCCACUGUUCGAUGCCUACUGCGACAUGGCCACAAGUGACGGCGGCGGCUGGACGGUGAUUCAGAGACGCAAGGGCGGCGCGCUUAACUUCAGUCGCUCCUGGGAAGAGUACAAACAUGGCUUCGGCGAGCUGCUGGGAGAUUUCUGGCUGGGCAACGAUAAGAUCCAUCGGCUGACGACCGGACAGGAGGUUGACCUUCGCAUGGAGGUACACGGCCAGCUGGAGCACAAGGGCAGCGUGGAAAAACAUCACCUGACCUUUUCGGGCUUCCGCAUGGCUGGCGAAGAGGACAACUAUCGCCUGCACAUCGGCCCAUACCUGACGGGCACCAUCCGGCACAGCGGCAUCGACGCUCUGAUGGCGUACCACAACAACUCCCAGUUCAGCACGUACGAUCGUGAUCACGACCUCAGCAGCAAGAACUGCGCCGCCGUGUUCCGCGGCGGCUGGUGGUACAACGCCUGCAAGCGCUUCGACCUGAACGAGGAGAACAUCAACGUGAAAUUGCUGACGUUGUACGCGCAUCGCAAAGAUUACAAUCAGUUCGAUCACGCCGUGGGCGAUGUCGUGUUCGCCGAGAUGAAAAUACGACCGCAGCAGAAAUGAUCAUCAUGCGCACGUACCGGAGUACAACGUUCAUGCGUUGUCUUCCGGGAGGACAUAGCCUGGCAGUAUUGGAUAACACGUAUACCUGGACAUUGCCUUUCCAGGCUUGGACGAUUGCACUCGUGAUUGGAGCUUACUCGAACCGAAAAUAAUGGUAGCACCAUCCAUUCCAUGCCAAACGUGGCAUCUUCGUUAGAAGCACAACCACCCACAAACUGUUUGAUCUGCAACUUCAAAUAACCCAACUCAAUACCAUAGCCAAUAAGCUAAUCCAAACAGUUCAAUACAUUAUUAUAUGCAUGGGUAAUUGUAGGUAUUGUGCCCAUUUCAUAUUGCCUUCUAAUCAUAUUAUUAUAUUCAGUAGUUCUACAACUGACGAAAACGGCAGCAUACAUUUCUACCGCCCACUCCACAACAGUGAACCUACAGUAAAACUUAAUAAAAAAGGACGAAUGAGCUACAAGUUAAAAGCUAUACCGUCCACUAACACCACCAGUUACUAAACAAUCAGCUCAUGCAAUAACAGUGUCGUGCAAUGGUAUCGCAUGAGCUGAUUCAGCCUGAUUGUUUAGUAACUGG